Cooperia oncophora is the source of this 840-nucleotide messenger RNA. Lineage: Eukaryota; Metazoa; Nematoda; Chromadorea; Rhabditida; Trichostrongylidae. The record is from the annotation of a GenBank genome assembly.
AUGACGACGUUCUUCUCGGUGAUGAUGGGCUCGUUGGCUCUCGGCCAAGCUGGGCCACAAUUUGCUGUUCUCGGUGCUGCACAGGGAGCUGCUGCCAGCAUCUUCGAAGUGUUGGAUAGGGAACCAGAAAUCGAUUCGUCCAGCAAGAAAGGUCGGCGAGACAUGCAAAUCAAAGGAAACAUCCAAGUGAAGAACGUCGUGUUCAAUUAUCCAUCUAGGCCAGAUGUUCAGGUGCUCAAGAAUCUCUCCCUAAGCGUGAAUGCUGGCGAAACGGUAGCGCUUGUUGGUUCGAGUGGUUGUGGUAAAAGCACCAUCGUCAGUCUACUACUUCGUUACUAUAACGUUCUUGGAGGAGAAAUUACAAUCGAUGGCAUUCCGAUUACUGAGUUCAACAUCGAAUUUCUACGAAAUCAGAUCGCUGUCGUGUCACAGGAACCGAUUCUGUUCAAUUGUACAAUUGAGGAGAACAUUCGGUUAGGCCGUACGGAUCUCACCUAUCAGGAAUUAGUAGCCGCUUGUCGUAUGGCGAACGCUGAAAGCUUCAUAAAUAGCCUACCUCAGGGCUAUCAAACCAUAGUUGGCGAUCGUGGAACACAACUAUCAGGCGGACAGAAAGCAACGAAUAGCAAUUGCUCGUGCGCUCGUCCGCGACCCGAAAAUCCUUCUUCUCGACGAGGCCAACCAGUGCUUUGGACGCUGAAAGUGAAGCAGUGGUGCAAAGGGCAUUGGAGAAGGCAUCGAUUGGUCGAACGACGAUUAUCAUCGCUCAUCGAUUAUCGACCAUCAAAAAUGCGGACAAGAUCAUUGCACUCAAGGGUACGUUUAGCAGUCAUGGCGUAA